UUCUUUCAUUUCGUUUUUGUACGCUGCCAUGAUAGUUACCCUUGAACUGUGGUCGCUACUCCAUUUGAGCACCAGUGCGAUUUUAGAUGUUGGUUCAAUUAUUUCUUGGAGUACUUGUAGCUUUUAUUUAAAUCUCUUCUUGAUAAAGGAACUUCAACUGAUUUCAUCUAGUGGAUUACAUCGGAAUUUUUUCAAACUGUUCAGGUUUUUUGCGGAUAUAAGGUAGCUGCCACACGAGGCUAAAUGGCGCGAUUGUUAGGCAUUCGGCGCCUUGAGCCCGUGGUUGACCUCAACCCCUCCGAUUCGACUGCAAAUCUCACUUCAUACAACCAGGAUCAAGACUACUUUCAGAAUCCCACAUUCGAAGACGAUUAUGAAACAGCGAGUGUUGAAUGGCGUGCUUCAUCACCGGCUGUCUCCAUUUCUCUUGAAAACCCUGUCAGUACCACAACACCAACAAAUAACAACAACAACAACAACAACAUUAACAUCAGUAAUCAGAACCAGACGAAAAAAUCACUCGUACCCACGGAUUCCGGAAUCAUCAUUUGUGGUCCAAAAUCUUCUACAGACGAUUCUUCCUCUGUCGGAGGGAAGAGCUUGGACUCGGGGGUGGGCGAGACGGGUGCCAGGGGCAGCAUCGUUUCCAUCGGCAGCAUCAAAUCUCUCCAAUCUGUCAGCGGCUGGUCCCGUUCCAGGCUUUCCAGAAACAGUCUGAGAAGCAUCAAAGGAGAACCAGAACCAUAUCAGCAAGAGACAUUGCUUGCCAUCUGUGUUCAAAUCUUCAUACCUUUCCUCAUUGCUGGCAUGGGAACGUGUGGUGCUGGCAUCGUGCUUGACUAUGUAGAGGGUUGGACAGUUUUCAAAAGAGUAACGGAGAUAUUUAUCUUAGUUCCUACUCUUUUGGGCUUGAAGGGCAACCUCGAAAUGACACUGGCUUCCAGAGUUUCCACACAAGCAAACCUGGGAAAUCUGGAUUCCUUAAAACAAAAAUGGCAAAUGUCCUGGGGUAACAUGGCACUGAUACAGUGCCAGGCCACAGUCAUGGGAUUUCUUGCCGCUGCUUUUGCUACAUCUAUGAGCAUAGCAAACAGCGGAUUCAACCUAAGUAAUGCUUUGCUUUUGUGUGCCAGUUCACUAUUCACAGCAACUAUAGCUAGUUUAGUCUUAGGUUCUAUAACUCUCGCCGUAGUAAUAUUUUCGCACAAAUUCAAUAUUAACCCUGACAAUGUCGCUACUCCAAUAGCAGCAUCUUUGGGCGACGUCACGACUCUUGGUAUACUGGCGGCUAUCAGCAGCUACUUGUACCAGAUAAAAGAAAAUUAUGUACCUCCCUCUAUCAUAAUUGGCAUAUUUGUACUCCUGAUACCUGUAUGGAUAUACCUUUCGUACAAAAAUCCAUUUGUAAGACAAGUAUUAUAUUCAGGAUGGGUUCCUGUAAUCACGGCCUUGCUUAUUACAAGUGCUGGAGGUUACAUUUUGGAGUUUUCAGUAUCCCAAUUCAAAGGGUUUGCCAUAUUCCAACCAGUAAUAAAUGGUGUUGCUGGCAAUUUGGUGGCCGUCCAAGCUAGUCGAAUAUCGACAUAUUUCCAUCAGAUGAGUGAGAAACCGGGGACACGACCUCCAGAUGGUUCAUCCAUAUGUGUGUCGCCUUUCUACGCAUUUUUUGGAAAAUGUGUCCAUGCCCGAACAGCUCGCAUUUUGAUGUUAAUGGUCAUUCCAGGGCACCUGUUGUUUGGCUAUGGUAUCACUCUCAUCAAAGGGGGCAACACGGUGCUCACACCCACAUUUUUGCCUAUUUAUCUCAUUUCAGCAUUCAUACAGAUUGCUAUCCUGCUAUAUAUAGCCCAGUGUCUGAUCCAGAUACUAUGGCGACUCAAAAUAGAUCCAGACAAUUCUGCCAUUCCUCUACUUACAGCAUUGGGCGACUUAAGUGGCAUGACGUGCCUCACAAUAGCAUUCUACAUUCACCGUGCCGUCGUGUAGAUCUAGCAUUCAUUUCUAAGAUAAAAAAAAAAUCCUCUAAGGACUCAAGUGCUGGUCAUUCUACAGAUAAAUGCACAAAUGAACUGCCCAAGGAAGAAAAAGGAGCAUGAAGCUUCUGCAACGGAUGAAAAGUUAUUAAUGAAUUUUUGCCAAAAUUUGUAACUUACUUUACACCAUCUUAACCCUGCUUGAAGUAUUUAUAAAUGUUUUAAGAAAAUUUUUAAGAAUUUUUAAAAUUUUUAUAAAUUUUUGUAAUGUUUGUUAUGAUUUAACUUGAAAAUAGUGUAGAUUGUUGAGAUUAAAAUUGUUAAUCGUUAAUGGGAACCAUUGUUAUUGAAAGAUGAUUAAUUGAGCAAAUAAAAAUGUUAACUGUAACUGUCUUCCUCGGUGAUAUUUCGUUAAAAACUGUAUUAAAAGUUGAAUAACUUCUGAAAGGAAUUAAAAGUCGGGCAUUUAUUUUGAAGCGACGUAUUGUUUUUACAUUGUAUAUUUAGUGCAUAGCCAGUGCAGAUUUUCUGUGAUAGUUGUUAGUGUAUUAUUUUUUAAGCUGUAUAUUUUGUAAAACCAUGUUCUGCUUUUUCUUGUCGAAUUAACUAAUAUUUCACUUGCAAACUAGGUAUGUAAGGCUGCUUUGAACACGCUUUCUUAAAAUAUGCAGCAAUUAUUUGCAAUUUUAGCAAUUUAAAUUUGAAUAUUUUUCAGCUAAUUGAUUAAUUGAAUCCAAGAUACUUUUUUCUGAAAAUUUCUGAUGAUCCUUUGUAGCAUGUUAUAAAAGAAACUAAAAUGACAUUGUUUGCAUUUUGUAAUAUUCUUGUGUAUUAGAAUUAAAAAUCUUACAAUUAUUCCACAUAAAUAAUGAGUAAAGUUUGUAAAUAAAAUUCGAAAUUGCCUAUAGAGCACUCUGUACAAAAUCAUUGUACCUUUUGUUGAAGAAUAAAUUUGUACCUGAAUA
Messenger RNA from Argiope bruennichi, 2938 nucleotides. RefSeq names its product solute carrier family 41 member 1-like. Gene Ontology annotation, biological process: monoatomic cation transport. Gene Ontology annotation, molecular function: monoatomic cation transmembrane transporter activity. The transcript is spliced from 12 exons. Lineage: Eukaryota; Metazoa; Arthropoda; Arachnida; Araneae; Araneidae. Gene Ontology annotation, cellular component: plasma membrane. Bases 244 to 1986 code for a protein of 580 amino acids. The record is from RefSeq and is a predicted model, not a curated record.